GGCGGGCUGACGUCAGGCCGGGGCCGGCCGGGAGCGGCGGCGGCGGCAGGAGGUAUUGUUGUGAAAUACUGACAGCUCACCCCCGUCUUUCUCUUCAGUCUACCGGAUAAAGUAACAAUGGCAUUCGUGAAGAGCGGCUGGCUGUUCCGGCAAAGUACUAUUUUACGGCGUUGGAAGAAGAACUGGUUUGACCUAUGGUCUGAUGGCCGUUUAAUAUUCUAUGAUGAUCAGAAUCGCCAUGAUAUAGAAGAUAAAAUCCACAUGCGAAUCCAUUGUAUCAACCUCAGAGUGGGGAAUGAAUGUCGAGAUUUCCAGCCUCCAGAAGGGAAGCAGAGAGACUGUUUACUGCAGAUUGUUUGUCGUGAUGGAAAGACAGUCAACCUCUGUGCAGAAAGUGCAGAUGACUGCCUGGCAUGGAAAAUUGCUCUUCAGGAUGCCAGAACACACACGGGCUAUGUGGGAUCUGAUGUGAUGUAUGAUGAGACAGCCAUUUCCUCAGCCCCUCCUCCCUAUACAGCUUAUGCUACACCAUCACCUGAGGUUUAUGGCUACGGUCAGUACAAUGGUGCAUAUCCUGCUACGGGUCCUCAGGUCUUCUAUGCCUCCAAUGGACAAGCCUAUGCUGUUCCCUACCAGUACCCAUACCAAGGACCUUAUGGCCAACCCCCUGCAAACCAUGUCAUUAUUCGAGAGCGGUACCGUGACAGCGAUGGAGACCUUGCACUCAGCAUGCUUGCUGGAGCAGCAACUGGAAUGGCUCUGGGAUCGUUAUUCUGGGUCUUCUAGACUACCCAUUCCUAAUCUUUGUAGUUCCCAAAACCUUUGUGUGCAAUAAUAUAUUGGCAAUGUUGUUUACUGUUCAACUUUUAAAAUGCAAUAGUUAUUUUUCAGUAGCAACAUCUUAAUAACUGAUUCUUAACUGUCCAAAGGAGAGUUUAAAGGCACUAUUUAGUUAAGCAGUUAGAGAAGGCAUGUGUUGAACUCUGUUCUGAUGUAGUAGGAUCUGUAGUGAUAAGGAUCAAUAUGAGCACCAACGUAACACAUGAGCAGUCAGUAGCUUAAUAAACAGGCUAUUAACAUAAACACUGUAGAAGGAUAUUUUGGGGGGGUCUAAAAUCCAGGCCAAAUAGAAGGUUUAUAGGAGCCUUGAAUUAGCAUAUAUAUACUACUGGUUUCUGAACAUUCCCCACACAAACAUACAGCUCAGCUCAAAGUCCUUGGCAUUAGGCAAUCUGCCAUGCUUAAGGACUUUCUGCUUUUAAACUUGCCUGCAGAUGGUAGUGUCUUUUCUUAAAUGGAGUCCUGUACUUGUCUUUGACACCAUCUAGGCAAAGUUGUCUGAAAACAUAUAAAGAAAACUGCUAAGAAGCAAUGGCAGUCCUCAGUUCUUUUAUUCUCCCAGAAAUGUGAAUGACCAGUGAGUGGCAAGAAAGACCAGUAUUUGGUGUUCCAGCUCACUCUUUAUCCUGAGUCACUCCCCUCUGCUCAGAUGGAAGCAAUGGAUCUUUAGUUUCACAAGUUGUCCUCCUUGUCUGUAGAAGUCAGUCUCAUCAGGUGCUGUAACCACCACAGUACUGAGGAAGAAGCCAUUGCCUGAUAUCUCUGCUCAUGAUGACAUUGCUGUCUCUGCAGGAGGAAAGCUAACUUGAGCAAACCUUGCCUUGUCAGCCCUGCCAUUUUUCCCUCUACAUGCAGUAAUAGAGAAGAGAGAAGAGACACAAACAGCACAAGUGCAGACAGGCACUUUGAUAUCAGCUGCCAUGCCACAACUGGUAUAGCAUCUGCUUCUCCUAAGCCUCCAAGGUUUCCUGGACUAGCUUCAUUAUUUGCAACUGGGUUUGAGCAUAGCUGAGACUGGGUUUGUUCUAUGCACAGUACCCUGCACCUAUAACAAUUUCUUCUUCGCUUCCAUGAGUUAAGGAAAACACUCCAAGGAACCUACCUGGCUGUUUAUGGUUUUCUGGCUGGUUCCUUACACAGUGUGCUCCUGCAGGCUGCUGUGCUAUGAACUGGAACCCAGAGUGCAACCAUUGUGUGUUGUAGUGUUUCAUUAUCCUGCUGUAAUCCAUGCUGAGCUGUGCUUGGCAGAGGAAGGAAAGCUGAGAAGAAAUGCACCUUUCUUAAUGAAGUAAAAAGAGGCAGGGUGCCCAAGUUGAAUUCUGUAUAGUAAGAGGACUUAUUUUUAUACUUUUGCUUUCAGCUUCCUGUAAUCAUACUGUUGUAAUGUUAAGGCUUUCUUCUUUUUAUGCUUUCAUUCAGUCUUAAGUUUAUUUCCUCAAGGUUCAGAGGGUUUCAGGUAUGUCAGAAAAGAUGAAAGUAGAUGAGAAUUUGCAUCUGUAUAAGUACAGGUCAAGCUCUGACAUUUUUCAUUUCAUGCUAACACUGUUUUGUCUGUAUCCUAUGUAUUUAAGCAGCAGGGGUGUUAGGCAAGUUUGGAUAACAGGCAAGGGAAAUGCUAAGUUUUCCUGACUCUUAGGACCAACACCAAUUAACUGAAAUCAUCAGAAGAAAAACGUAUGUUGUCUUGGCUGCAUUACUAAGAGUGGGCCUAAUCCAGGGAUUGUAAACUUUCAAGAAGCUUUGGCGUGGAGCCAUAUAUCAAUGUCCAUGCAUGUCCUUUCAAAGAUUAAUAAAAGCUGCAUAUGUUCUGCCAAUGAUGUGUAGUAAAAGGGCUUUACUUGUUGGAGGUUCAAAAGAGGACUAAAGCAAAAGUUUCCUACUGAUAAUCCAAACCAAAAGGAUUUAGAGUACACUACUGAACUUCUCAUGGAGGCCUGGUACCACUGAGCUCAGGAGGAUGGUGACUGCCUGAAACCUAUGCAAACAGACAUUUCUAACCUUUUUAAGCCUUGAGAUAACUGAAUAUAGGUCUACACUAUUUAGUUUGUGCUUCAUAUAUAACUGAUUAUGCAGAAUGCCUCCAUCUCUUUUUCCUCGUGUGAUGUUUAGCUUAGGAGGGGUAAAACAAUUGAAAAAUCAUUCUAAUUUCCUUUGAAUUCCAUAAUGAUUGUGAAAGAAUAGCACAAAAUGGAUCAGCUAGUAAGUUCAGAUGUUUUUUCCUUUUUAUUUUUUAAUACCAAGAGCUGUUGAUCAUAGCAGGGAAACAUAUGCCUUGUGUUUUCAGAAAGUAGUGGCAUCUGGGUCCCCAAUUUCUUCAAGUGAAGUACAUAAAGAUUGUGCUGAUCACAGAAUAUUAUUGUUUUUUUUCUUGGGUUUAAAAUCAAAGCAAGAAAUGAUCUAUUUUAAAAGUUCAAACUGAAGCAUUAAGGAUACAACCUUACCAAAUAGUGCAUUUCAAGGGGAAAAGUUUUGCAAAUUGGAGGUGAAAAAUAGGAUGCUUUAUACAAAACCAUGAGCUCCUUUUCUAUCCUAGUAGCACAGGCAUUCAGAAGUCAGAAAGUAAAUGUAUGAAACUGUGCUGUGAUAUAAGAAAUACUUCAUAUAUCUGCAGUCUGUGUAGAUGCAGACGUGAGCUGAAGGAGCAGGGCCAGAAUGCAUUUCAGGUCUUGGGGGUACUGCCACGUCAACUUCUGCAGACAGUUGAUACCGUAGUAAUGGAAAGAGAGUUCUUGGUGCUGCUUACCCUGAUAGUGGGUUUGGCAAAAUCAUUUUCAAAACUGAUGAAAAUUAUAGUCCUAAACUUGUUUCUAAAUCAUGCUCUUCAUGAUGCAGUAAUUCCAGUUAAAGCUGCACAGCACCCAGGCAUGUACUUUCCUUGCUGGGUCUCCAUACUUGAACUUCUUAAAACUGUGGGAACUCCACAGCCACUGCAGUGCCAUUGUUUUUUGCAGUGUAUGCUAUCAAUGAAGGAUGAAAAAAUCUGUUCCACAGCAGUUAUGGCCUAUCCAGAAUUAAAUGUUAGGGCUUACAGAGGUCUCGAGUUUAUACAGGUAGAUGCGACUACUUUUUUUCCAGACUCAAAAAUCCUGGACCAAACCAGACUUCUCAAGAAUGGGGCGCAAAUGCUGGCUAAGCCCUUUGGUAAGCCCAAACAUCUUUAAAAAAGUGAACCAGACAUCCCCCCCAAAGUCUUACUUACAUCUGAAAACACAGCUAUUAGCUUCUACUAGUUACAGGUGGGGGACUAAGGAGGUAGCCUCUUUCAGAGGCUGGGUAAGGGCUUAUGAACUAGGGAGGAGGGGGGUGGGCAGUGUUUACACAAAGAGCAACUGCACUGACUCUUGGCAUUUUCCUAGUGCUGAAGAACAUUCUGAGCUGUGCCUAGACAGAGCUACCCUAAAUGUCACACAACAUGGGCUUCACAUUGUUUUUCAGUGAAGAUUCAGGAGGUGAUGGAACCAGCUAAGCAAAUUGAGCAAAAGGCAAAAAUUCACAACUCUUCCUCAAAUGUGUUUGUGUCUUUUCCUCCUCGUGAUAUGGCUUUGAUAGAUAUAUCAUGAAGAGUAGCAUUUAGCAAUUUUUUUCCCCCUUCUAGAUCCUUCAUGUUCUUGCGCUAUCAUAAAUGCUGCUUUUCAUAUACACAAAUUCUCAAUAAUUAACAGUAAAAUAUUCUUAGCAAUAAAAUUCAUAUUUAAGUACAA
This is a messenger RNA of Oxyura jamaicensis (ruddy duck), 4541 nucleotides long. RefSeq names its product pleckstrin homology domain containing B2 (gene PLEKHB2). The coding region runs from base 118 to 786 and encodes 222 amino acids. Lineage: Eukaryota; Metazoa; Chordata; Aves; Anseriformes; Anatidae. Gene Ontology annotation, biological process: regulation of cell differentiation. The record is from RefSeq and is a predicted model, not a curated record. Gene Ontology annotation, cellular component: membrane. The transcript has 8 exons.